UUUGGAGGUUUCCUAUUAUUCAUUCUCUCAUGAUACGAUUUUUUCUCGCUUUUAAACAACGUUACAUGGAGUUUCUUCUUCAGAACUGGGUCAAAGUUUCAUUCCAGAUGGAUUCUUGUUGUUAUUCGGGUUUGGGGACAAACACUGUCUUGUCCAAAGACGGUUACAAGAAUGUAGAGAACAGAUUCUGGGGUGAGAAGAUCAAAGGAAGCUUCUCUAAACCUUUUGCUUCAGAUUCAAGUUCCAAGGAGUUCAGUUUCCGAAAAUCGUCGAGGCCAGGUGUUGCUUACGCGGUUGCUACUUCAAAGAAUACUAAAGAGGCUUUGAGACUAGAGCCUUCGAUGUUGGGGGAGAGAAGAAAAGCAGAUCCCAAAAACGUGGCUGCAAUCAUUCUGGGAGGAGGCAACGGAGCUAAACUCUUCCCUCUCACCAAGCGAGCUGCAACACCUGCUGUUCCUGUGGGUGGAUGCUAUAGGAUGAUCGACAUCCCGAUGAGUAAUUGCAUUAACAGUUGCAUCAACAAGAUCUUCGUGCUCACUCAGUUUAACUCGGCUUCCCUCAACCGCCACUUGGCUCGUACUUAUUUUGGGAAUGGCAUCAACUUUGGAGAUGGUUUCGUUGAGGUUCUAGCUGCUACACAAACUCCUGGUGAGGCGGGGAAGAAGUGGUUUCAAGGAACAGCAGAUGCUGUUAGAAAGUUUCUGUGGGUUUUUGAGGAUGCUAAGAACAGGAACAUUGAGAAUAUUAUCAUCUUGUCUGGAGAUCAUCUCUACAGAAUGAAUUAUAUGGACUUUGUUCAGUACCAUGUGGAUAGCAACGCGGAUAUUACUCUUUCGUGCGCGCCAGUGGGUGAGAGUCGUGCAUCGGAUUAUGGACUAGUGAACAUUGAUCGAAGCGGACGUGUGGUCCAUUUCUCUGAGAAACCUACUGGCAUCGAUCUCAAAUCUAUGCAAAGUGAUACGACAAUGCUUGGACUGUCUCAACAAGAAGCAGCGAAAUCUCCGUACAUUGCAUCAAUGGGAGUCUAUUGUUUCAAAACCGAAGCUUUGCUGAAGCUUCUGACAAGGCGAUAUCCGAGUUCCAAUGACUUUGGCUCUGAGAUUAUUCCUGCAGCUAUAAGAGAUCACAAUGUUCAAGGAUACGUCUACAGAGACUACUGGGAAGAUAUUGGAACUAUAAAGAGCUUCUAUGAAGCUAAUCUUGCUCUCGUUGAGGAGCAUCCCAAGUUUGAGUUUUAUGAUCAGGAUACACCUUUCUACACUUCUCCUCGGUUUCUACCUCCCACCAAAACCGAAAAAUGCCGCAUAGUGAAUUCGAUAAUAUCACACGGAUGUUUCUUGGGAGAAUGCAGCAUCCAACGUUCCAUCAUUGGUGAAAGGUCACGUCUUGACUAUGGUGUUGAGCUUCAGGAUACUUUGAUGCUGGGAGCGGAUAGUUACCAAACCGAGUCUGAGAUAGCGUCUCUACUGGCGGAAGGCAAUGUUCCAAUUGGCAUUGGCAGAGAUACAAAGAUCAGGAAAUGCAUCAUAGACAAGAAUGCAAAGAUCGGGAAGAACGUGAUGAUCUUGAACAAUGACGAUGUGCAAGAAGCUGAUAGGCCAGAAGAGGGGUUCUACAUUAGGUCUGGGAUCACUGUGGUUGUGGAAAAGGCCACCAUUAAAGACGGCACUGUCAUAUGAACAGCGGAGUGAUCUGAUUGAACACUCUGGUCCAACGAUCUAGCCGGACGUUUUUGAAGUGAAAACAGAGAGAGAGAGAGUAUAUUGCUAUGUAAAUUACUUGAGAGUUUGGAGUCUUUAGAACCAAAACAAAGUUUAAGCUUUUAUAAUAAGAGUGAUCUAUAUCUAUCUUUUUUUU
This is a messenger RNA of Brassica oleracea var. oleracea, 1857 nucleotides long. RefSeq names its product glucose-1-phosphate adenylyltransferase large subunit 3, chloroplastic. The record is from RefSeq and is a predicted model, not a curated record. The transcript has 15 exons. Gene Ontology annotation, molecular function: glucose-1-phosphate adenylyltransferase activity. The coding region runs from base 30 to 1679 and encodes 549 amino acids. Gene Ontology annotation, biological process: glycogen biosynthetic process. Lineage: Eukaryota; Viridiplantae; Streptophyta; Magnoliopsida; Brassicales; Brassicaceae.